AUGACGUCAUUGCACGUGUACAACGUGGCCUUGCAGCCGCGCGUGUGGUGGGAGGAGCAGUACCAGCGCACCACGGCCCUGUCGCCGCCGUACUUCGGCCACGCGGAGAAGUUGUACCCGCCCACGCGUAUCUGCCACUUGCCACGCACUGACGUCACGAAUUCCGCUUCUGCACAGAAUGACGCAUCGCGCGGGGACGAAACACUGAAAGAGAAUUCAAUAACAUUUGAAAAUCCAUUUGACAGCUGGUUAGUUGACUUCUACGUUGAAGAAGACGAUCUCCUGUUUGUGCCGCUUUAUCUAAUGGGAGUGGACAUUCUUAAUCGAGAAGAGUUCGUUGUUUAUCGUGAACAGGGCCGCCCUGCAGCCGCGGCCGCUGUGCGUGGAACACCUCCAGCGGACCUUCGAGACGCCAAGGGCCAGGUUAUGGCUGGUAUGCUGCGCGUAGCUGUACCCGUUCAGUUUGACCAGAGGCGUCCCCCGCCGACUCAGCAAGAACUC
Molecule: messenger RNA, 501 nt
Organism: Iphiclides podalirius (scarce swallowtail)
Lineage: Eukaryota; Metazoa; Arthropoda; Insecta; Lepidoptera; Papilionidae
Source: the annotation of a GenBank genome assembly